Molecule: messenger RNA, 734 nt
Organism: Cricetulus griseus (Chinese hamster)
Lineage: Eukaryota; Metazoa; Chordata; Mammalia; Rodentia; Cricetidae
Source: RefSeq, a predicted model, not a curated record
CCACGUCCCGGAAGCUGCGGCAAUCACUUCCGGUCAGGCGUCUCUGUCAACCUGCCGACGUAGCUGAAGCAUGGCGGUCGCGGGACUGCGGGCCGAUUUAGAGCAGCGGCUCGGCGCCCUCGCUAUCCGCACGGAGAUCGUGGAGCACCCCGAGGUGUUUACAAUUGAAGAAAUGAUGCCUCAUAUUCAACAUUUGAAAGGAGCACAUAGUAAGAACUUAUUUCUUAAAGACAAAAAGGAGAAACACUACUGGCUUGUGACAGUUCUUCAUGAUAGACAAAUUAAUUUAAAUGAUCUUGGCAAGCAGUUAGGAGUUGGGAGUGGAAAUCUUCGAUUUGCUGAUGAAACAGCCAUGCAAGAAAAAUUAAAAGUUGGUCCAGGCUGUGCCACACCUCUGGCACUGUUCUGUGAUGAUGGGGAUGUUACAUUUGUUUUGGAUUCAGCUUUUCUGGAAGGUGGACAUGAAAAAGUAUACUUUCAUCCAAUGACUAAUGCUGCAACCAUGGGCUUGAGUCCUGAAGACUUUCUCGUAUUUGUGAAGGCUACGGGGCAUGAUCCCAUAAUUCUAAACUUUGAUUAAAAACUGAUUGGGAGCUGUGCAUGGUCUAACACUCUAGGCAGAGAAAACUGAUCUGAGUUCUAUGCCAACCAAGGACUUAAAUAUUCAGAUGCUGUGUCAAACAACAAAAGCCAAUUGGGCUAGUGCUCAUAAUAAACACAUUUCUACAGCUGUU